Molecule: messenger RNA, 2527 nt
Organism: Phialemonium atrogriseum
Lineage: Eukaryota; Fungi; Ascomycota; Sordariomycetes; Cephalothecales; Cephalothecaceae
Exons: 1
Coding region: 207-2408 (733 amino acids)
Source: RefSeq, a predicted model, not a curated record
GGACGCGACGCGCCUAGAAACGCACGGGCCGUAUGAAUGUAUCCAGCACCCUAUUACUCAAUUCAUUCAACAUUGUCACCAGUCCACGUCUAUCGUACUAGUUAGGGGCGCACAAUUGAUUGUGCUUCGACCACUUUCCUCCCUCCGUCGUGUCUCCCAAUGCCGUGCCUAUCCGACAGGGAUCAUUAAGAAGCUGCAUUUCCAACAUGGCGCCGUCGACUCGAUCUCGAAGCACCACGAGAGCCUACCGGUCCUCGCCCGCGCCGACCCAAGUACGCUUUCCCGCUCGGCGUAAAGCAAUCAGAACCUACGGCCGAGGCCCGUCAUCCGCCAGGUCCCUGAGACAGCAGACCCUGACACAGAUCGACUACAUCCAGCCAGUCGACCCGGAGCCCCCCCUCCUGAUGCCGGCCGAAGAGGAAGAGAGGCCACAGAAGCGGAGAAGGACCAUGGGUGACACGCCAGGUUCCUCCUUUCAUACGCAGACCUUGACCCAGCUGCUCUCGGAGAAAGGUGAAGAAGAUGAUGGGCUGCUGCAGAUAAGGGACUCCAACGAUGAGGACGGAUCAGAGAUGGAGUUUCCAGAGGUCCAACAGAGAAACACCCAUGGCAAGUCUCGGGACCAGGAAACGGACGACGAUAGGGCGAUUUCAAUAAUACCGCAAACACCCAGUCACAGGAAGAUAAUAGUGGACUUGACCGAGGUCCCAUCAUCACAGUCGACACCGGCCACACCGGCUCCCAAUAAAUGCUUUAUUUCGCCGAUCCGCUCUCCUCUGAAGGAGAAGUCGCUCAAUGCUAAGGCUCCGCCACCAUCUCUGGAGACACGAAUGAAGAGACCGCGCGGUCUUGUCAUUCAAGAUUCUUACAGUUCGGUGAACGGUUCCUGGUCGUCGGAUCAAGUGCAGUCGCCAGCAAAAAUAGUGUCACCGGCCCAGGCAAGGCGGUGGUGGCCUGAUAUUCCGCCAGCGAGCGUAGAGCUGAGAGAGACAAUGACGAGGAACCACUCAGUGGUAGAAGAGGUCUCCGACCGAACCCCCACGGGAAGCCGUGGGCGCACUUUGACUGAGAUACCCGACUCGGACGCCGAGUUGGAAAGCCUCGGUCCUUCACCCGAAAAGCCAAGCACGCUGCCAAAAACACCUAAAGCACCUGGCGCCAACGCGGAUGAGACAAGGUUUGGAACGCUCCGUUCAUUGCGUGAAGAGACCCCUGGGGCCGACAAGGAUCCAUGUGAUGAGGAAGAAUCUACCAGCCCGCCUGGGACGCCCACUCCCAUAGCUCGAAGGGUCCACCUUGAUUUGUGUUCCCAGGAACUCGAAGAGAUGCCCGGGGAGAUUCGUGCAACUCCGGAGGCUGGCGAACGAGGCAAUCAAGCGAGGUCUCAGUUCCUAACCCAGGGUCUUGAAAGUCAACGGGUUCCUCUCGAGAUUAUCAGGUCGAUGGGACCUCAAACGGACCGAUCGGACGUCAUCCUCUCAGUGCAUCCCGGGCCGGCGGAGGACAUGGUAAACGGGACGAAGAACCACGAGUUUCGGAACUACAAAAUCCCAGCCCAAGUCGCCCGCAUCUGGAUCUACGUAACCCAUCCGAUAUGCGAACUGAGAUACAUGGCAAUCAUUGGACCUGCGGCGCAGCCAGGAGAAAUUGACGGGGAGAGUGGCCUCGGCAACGCCGACUUCAAUUCCGGGAAGAGCGGCUACAGGUUCGCUCACGAGCUGUUGCAAGUUUACCAGCUCAACAACCCUGUCUCCCUGCAGAUGAUGAAGGAGAAUGGAUGGGUCGGCAGCCCUCCACAGAAAUACGUCUACGUGCCCCCUGCUGUCGUGGGACAGCUCCUGGCGAAUCUGCGUUGCGCCCUUUUCGACGAAGAUCCGGCAGUGGAGACCGAGGGCAUGUCGAUCUCUCAGGAGCUCGAGGAGCAGCUGCGCAGUGAUAUAAUCCACUCGACCCAAUUGCCCUCGGAAGGACAUGAUGCCGUCAUGCCAUCAAGCCAGGGGCCGUCGUCGCCCGAGGUAGAGAGGCACUCGACAGCGCGGUUAGACGGCGUAUUCACGAAACCGUCGCUGCCGGCGAGGGCCCAGCACCAAUCGCAGCGGACCCCGACCAAGACGGCGGCGACGGCAUACCAAGCUAUCCCGCCGUCGCAGGCCACCACCGCGAGCGAGCCGUCGAGCCCGGCAGCGCACUCGCCCGAGAAGUCGCUCCGCAGGCCGGCGCUGUCCUCCAGCGGGCCGUCGUUCCCGGACUACGCUGAGGAUGAGGAAGGCAGCCACCUGAGGCAGGUGGGAGGCGGGCCGUUCUCCUUGGUCUCCUCGCAGCCUAUGCUGCCGGACAGCCUGCUGAUUGACGACGCGAGGCUACCACCGGUCAUACUAGAUUCGGAUGACGAGGGUUCGGAUGGUUGAUUUCGUGGGCACAUUGGACUUAGCGAUCUCCAUUUGAGAUGGAGGUAUAAUUUUGGGUCUUGGAUUGUUGGAAUCCAGGCCAAGGAACUUGCUUGGUCCGAGCGAUGGCAUAUCACUAU